Messenger RNA from Penicilliopsis zonata CBS 506.65, 3969 nucleotides. RefSeq lists its product as hypothetical. Lineage: Eukaryota; Fungi; Ascomycota; Eurotiomycetes; Eurotiales; Aspergillaceae. The transcript has a single exon. Bases 217 to 3786 code for a protein of 1189 amino acids. Gene Ontology annotation, biological process: copper ion homeostasis; monoatomic cation transport. The record is from RefSeq and is a predicted model, not a curated record. Gene Ontology annotation, cellular component: membrane. Gene Ontology annotation, molecular function: P-type divalent copper transporter activity; ATP hydrolysis activity; copper ion binding.
CGCUGUCAUCUGGUCGGAUCCGCCUCAACCGAAGACACCCCACUCCGCGGACGCUCCGUUAUCUGAUUGUUCUCUCCAGUCGCAGAACAAAGGAUCCAGCCUUAAAAUUGAGACCAAGAAAAAGAAGAAAAAAAUCCCCCAUGAUACAGAAACGUACCCUUCUACUCAUUUGACAGAAAAAAUUCUGCAAGCGCUGCGGCAAAGACAGGGCGCGCGAUGAUGUCGUCGUCGUCGUCGUCGGCAUUCCCUCUGCCGGCGCCUGCCGGAAAUCAGUCCCGGUCGGCUGCAUCCACGGUAACUACAACACUCAAGGUGGAUGGAAUGACUUGCGGAGCGUGUACUUCGGCUGUUGAAGGUGCGUUUCAAGGGAUAGAAGGCGCGCAGGAUGUCUCGGUAAGCCUGGUGCUCGGGAGAGUUGUCGUUCGCCAUGAGCCUGCCCUGCUGGCCCCAGAGAGAAUCGCGGGGCUCAUCGAAGAUCGCGGAUUCGACGCAACGGUGCUGGAGACACACGCAUCAGCAAGCAACGCGGAUAAAACGGGGAUCAAUGAGAAUGGAGGGCCCCGAUUUUCGACCACUACCUUGUCGAUCGAGGGUAUGACGUGUGGUGCGUGCACUGCAGCCGUCGAAGGAGGCCUGACCGGUGUCGACGGGGUUCGAUCGGUAGAAAUCUCGCUACUUUCCGAGAGAGCAAUGGUUGAACACGAUGAGGCGAUUAUCACCCCGAAACAAAUUGCAGACAUCAUUGAGGAUCGUGGAUUCGGUGCUGAAGUGCUGGAGACAACUAGAGAUACUCAGGGACGGCGAGAUUUGACAUCGAGAUCCCAGCCGACCGUCACCACUGUUUCGAUAGACGGUAUGACGUGUGGAGCUUGUACGUCGAGUGUUCAGAAUGCCUUCAAGGAUGUCGACGGUUUGAUUCAGUUCAACAUCAGCUUACUCGCCGAGCGGGCGAUCAUCGUCCACGACCCAAAAGUGCUAGAGCCAAAGCAGAUCGUCACAUUGAUCGAGGAUGCAGGCUUUGACGCCACCGUUGUUUCCUCGCAGCCGCAGACAAUAGCGUCGACAUCGGUCUCUAACGCUACUCUGAACUUACAUGGCUUACGGGAUGCGUCCUCUGCAACUACCUUGGAGACGUCCCUUCGUCAGAAGCCUGGCGUUUUGUCAGCAUCGAUAACCAUGAGGACGUCAAAACUCACUGUCUCAUUCGAUCCAUCGAUCAUCGGAAUCCGUCACAUUGUGGAUGCCAUUGAGGCUGAUGGGUACAAUGCCUUAUUAUCCGAAGCAGAUGACAACAAUGCUCAACUUGAGUCUCUCGCCAAAACCAAGGAAAUCCAGCAAUGGAAACGUGACUUUUUCUUUUGCUUUUCCUUUGCAAUCCCUGUCUUUGUGAUCAGCAUGGCCCUUCCCAUGUGCCUCCCGCGUUUCGACUUUGGCCAAUGGAAGAUAUUUCCUGGCUUGUACCUAGGGGACCUGAUCUGCCUGUUGCUCACAAUCCCGGUCCAGUUUGGUAUUGGAAAACGUUUUUAUGUCAGCAGCUAUAAGUCUUUAAAACACCGGUCACCAACGAUGGAUGUCCUGGUCAUGAUAGGCACCUCUACCGCUUUCUUCUACAGUUGUUUCACCAUGAUUGUCGCGAUUCUCUGCCAGCCUCAUGAUCGGCCAAGCAUCGUCUUCGACACAAGUACAAUGCUCAUCACGUUCAUCACCUUGGGUCGUUGGUUGGAGAACAGAGCCAAAGGCCAGACCUCUGCCGCUCUUUCUCGGCUCAUGUCAUUGACCCCAUCUAUGACGACGAUUUAUGAGGAUCCCAUCGCUGCAGAGAAACUAGCGGAUGACUGGGAGAAACAGACAGAGAGUGAAGGAUCUAUCGGACAAAGGCUGAUUCCUACCGAGCUCAUCGAGAUAGGAGACAUCGUCAUUUUACGACCAGGCGACAAGGUCUCAGCAGAUGGUAUUGUCAUCCGUGGAGAAAGCUACGUGGACGAAAGCAUGAUCACUGGCGAGGCACUUCCAAUCCAUAAAGGCAAGGGCAGCAUGGUCAUUGCAGGGACGGUGAAUGGGGCGGGGACGAUCGAUCUAAAAGUGACGCGAGCCGGUAAAGACACACAAUUGAGCCAAAUCGUGAAGCUGGUCCAAAAUGCGCAAACCAGCCGUGCCCCGAUCCAACGCAUGGCCGACGUGGCGGCUGGCUAUUUUGUCCCCGCCAUCAUCAGCUUGGGAGCCAUCACCUUCUUCGGCUGGAUGGUGCUAAGCCACGCCUUGCCUCACCCUCCCAAAAUAUUCAUGUCCGAAAGCAGCGGCGGUAAAGUGAUGGUCUGUCUGAAGCUCUGUAUCUCAGUCAUUGUCUUUGCAUGUCCUUGUGCUUUGGGUCUCAGCACACCUACCGCCGUUAUGGUUGGUACCGGUGUAGGCGCUGAACAUGGCAUCCUCGUCAAAGGCGGCGCCGUCCUCGAGGCUGCUACGAAGGUCAACCAUAUUGUUUUCGACAAGACCGGGACCCUCACUUCGGGGAAGAUGAGCGUGGCGGAUGCCAGGCUAGAGCCCCAAUGGGAAACGAAUGAUUGGCGUCGUCGACUAUGGUGGCUUAUUGUUGGACUGGCGGAGAUGAACAGCGAACACCCCGUUGGUCGGGCUAUUGUAACCGCAGCGAAGAACGAAACAGGCCAUGCUGCAGAGGAUGCGUUGCCUGGAAGUCUGGGAGACUUCGAGGCCCAUGUCGGGAAAGGUAUUUCCGCGGUCGUGGAGCCGGUCUCAAGCGCCGAGCGUGUGCGGUAUCGAGUGCUCGUCGGAAACACCACGUUUUUGCGAUCCAAAGACAUUCCAGUCCCUGAGUCCGCAGACGCCGAUUCUUCGCAAGCCACCACUGCCGAAGAAGGGCGCGCGUCUGCUUCUUCUUCCAAGGCUAUUGACUCCCGCGCGGGUCUGACGGUGAUCCACAUGGCAGUCGACGGCCAGUAUGCCGGUUCCAUCUCGCUGCGCGACACCGUCAAGACCACCGCCGUGGCCGCCGUGGCCGCCCUGCAUCGGAUGGGCAUCACAACCUCUCUCGUAACCGGCGAUACCUAUUCCACGGCGGUGGCCACCGCCAAAGCCGUAGGGAUCCCCAUCUCGGCAGUGCAUGCCUCGGCCUCUCCGUCCGAUAAACAGGCCAUCGUUGCCGCCCUCCAGGAAGAAGGCGGCUACCGCGUCGCCAUGGUCGGGGACGGGAUCAAUGACUCGCCGGCCCUAGUCACCGCAUCCGUGGGCAUCGCCCUGGCCUCGGGGACGGAUGUCGCGGUGGAGGCGGCCGAUAUUGUCCUCAUGCGCCCGGAUGACCUGCUCUCCGUGCCCGCCAGCCUGUCUCUUUCGCGCUCCGUGUUCAACCGUAUCAAGAUGAACCUGGUAUGGGCCUGUCUGUACAACGUCAUUGGCUUACCCUUCGCCAUGGGCGUCUUCCUCCCCUUCGGAGGUUUCAUGCUCCCGCCCAUGGCCGCCGGUGCUGCCAUGGCGGCGUCGAGCGUCUCCGUCGUGGUGAGCAGCUUGCUUCUUAAAUUCUGGAACCGGCCUCGCUGGAUGACCGUCGAACAAUUGGAGAAGGAGGCGGAAAUGGGAAUCCGCCGCCGGAAGGGCAGCUGGUGGAGAAACACUACGUCGGCGGCUGGCUAUAAUGACCAGGCUUCCUCGAUCACCACCGUCAUCAAGGGCGCCGCCGUUACGGUCUUGUCGUGGAUCCCAGGGAGAGGAUCGGCUUCCGCGAGGGCGGAUGAUGGAUAUGUUCCGCUACAGACAGUAGAACCGGCUGUCUGACCUCUGUUUUUUUGUUUUUGGGUUUACCUAUCCAUUAUGUUUUUCUCUUAUACCCUCUUUCGCGUUUUGCAGACCUUUUGUCGAUUCAAUCCCCAGUUAUACAUAAUUGCUCAGCAAGCAUGAGGCAUGAAUAAUAGCAUUUAUCAUAAAUAUAACAAAAGUGAUGGUCAAAAUUAACUUGGG